Apaloderma vittatum (bar-tailed trogon) is the source of this 706-nucleotide messenger RNA. Its product is annotated as 55 kDa erythrocyte membrane protein-like. The record is from RefSeq and is a predicted model, not a curated record. The annotation marks the transcript as partial. The transcript has 6 exons. Gene Ontology annotation, cellular component: plasma membrane; cell-cell junction. Gene Ontology annotation, molecular function: signaling receptor binding. Lineage: Eukaryota; Metazoa; Chordata; Aves; Trogoniformes; Trogonidae.
CCCGUCUUUGUUUUGCCCCGACAGGCCAUCACUCAGUCCCCAAAUGCCAUCACUGAGGACAUUUAUACCAACGGCUCAGCGACUCUGGGCAGCCCCUCGCACAGCAACGGCCGUGAGGUGCGGAAGAUACGCCUCGUCCAGUUUGAGAAGGUCACAGAGGAGCCCAUGGGAAUCACGCUGAAGCUCAACGACAAGCAGAGCUGCAUGGUGGCCAGGAUCUUCCAUGGGGGCAUGAUUCACAGACAAGGCUCCCUUCACGUGGGUGAUGAAAUCAUAGAAAUCAAUGGGCAGAGUGUGAGCAACCACUCAGUUGACCAACUGCAGAAGAUGCUGAAAGAAACCAAGGGGAUGGUCUCAAUAAAAGUAAUUCCCAACCAACAAAGCCGCCUCCCUGCUCUCCAGAUGUUCAUGAGGGCACAGUUUGACUACGACCCUAAAAAGGACAACCUGAUCCCCUGCAAGGAAGCGGGGCUGAAGUUUCAGACUGGCGACGUGAUUCAAAUCAUAAACAAGGAUGACAGCAACUGGUGGCAGGGCCGGGUGGAGGGCUCCUGCACUGAGUCAGCGGGACUCAUCCCUUCUCCAGAGCUGCAGGAGUGGCGCGUGGCGAGUGUGUCCCAGUCCAGUCAGAGCGAAUCCCCAAGCUGUAGCCCCUUUGGGAAGAAGAAGAAGUGCAAAGAUAAAUACCUGGCCAAGCACAGCUCAA